Sarcophilus harrisii (Tasmanian devil) is the source of this 2631-nucleotide messenger RNA. RefSeq names its product cytosolic thiouridylase subunit 1 (gene CTU1). Gene Ontology annotation, molecular function: tRNA binding. The transcript has 3 exons. The record is from RefSeq and is a predicted model, not a curated record. Gene Ontology annotation, cellular component: cytosolic tRNA wobble base thiouridylase complex; mitochondrion. NCBI's taxonomy places the organism in Eukaryota, Metazoa, Chordata, Mammalia, Dasyuromorphia, Dasyuridae. Bases 1232 to 2299 code for a protein of 355 amino acids. Gene Ontology annotation, biological process: tRNA wobble position uridine thiolation.
CACUAGUCAGGACUCAAUAAUGUCAGAGGGACAAGGGAAGAGCUUUUCAAAGCUGGAGCCAAGACCCUCUCCUUUAUCCAAGUGAAUUUUGAGGGGGAGGGGGGAGGGGCUCCCUAAUCACACAUCUAGUGCCAAAGUUGUGACUCUCCACACCUUAAGUUUCCAGAUCUUUGCAGAUCUACCUAAUGCUCUGCAGAGCUUCAAUGCGCGCGGUUUCGCUAUUGUUGGGCCGUCACCUCCCUUCUUCUGGAGGAGGCGCUGUUUCUUUGGUGGUGACUAGGUAAGAGGCCGUGCUCUGCAGGCCUCGGGCCUUCGUCGCUGACUGGGAAUUGCCUCCUCAAAGGGGGAGCGGGGAGGCCGAGGUCUCGCACCGCCCCGGAGCCGUCGGUCCUGCUCGCUGCCAGGCCCCCGGCCCCAGGAGACUGGGCGGGAGACGGUGACCGUGACGUUGCUCAGGCAGCCCCGAUAGCCCGGGUCUUUCGGGGAGAGGCGGACAAUCACCGACCGGCGCGGGACGGAGCUUCUUCAACUGUGGCCCCAGAGAGUGCUCGAUGCGCUUCCCGUCUCACCCCCGCGCCCCGGGCUGUGUAAAGCGCCGGACUCCGCCAUUUACCGGCUGAGCCCCCGGGCCAGGCCAGGCCGCUCUCUCAGCCCCCGGGCCAGGCCAGGCCGCUCUCUCAGCCCCCGGGCCAGGCCAGGCCGCUCUCUCAGCCCCCGGGCCAGGCCAGGCCGCUCUCUCAGCCCCCGCAGAUUCUCCGGACGCGCCAGUGAGACCGCGGAGCGCGGCGCAGAGCGGCCCCGGGGCGGCCGCCCCCUCUCUGCCGCCCCCUCUCGGCCGCCCCCUCUCUGCCGCCCCCCGGCCUCUCGCGUUCGGUCGGAUGCGGAGCCCUCACUGACGGAGCAACCGCGCAUAGUCUGGGUUUCUCCCCCUUUAGGGAGGACUCGCUGUCAAUCAUUUACCAGCGCGCCCCGCGUAGGGAGCAAACGGGAUUCGAACCGCAGACUUCAGUCUGACUCCAACAGCGACGUAGUUUCCAAAGCUCCGGGAGGGAGCGAGCUGCCGCGGCGCCUGCUGGGACUUGUAGGCAGGUUUCAAGGAGCCUCCCGAGGCCUUCUGGGAGUUGUAGUCUUGAGCGGCCACUUCCGGGCCUCGUUUCCUCGUGCUUGGGCCGGCUUGCCUGGUUGGCGGGUCUUUUGGAGGUGGGGGAGGUCUCCUCCUGAGCCGCCCGAGAUGCCCGUGCCCCGGUGCUCCGGACCCUGUGGGGGGGCCCGGCCGGCCGCCCUGAGGAGGCCCCGGACCGGCGGAGCCGUCUGCCGGACCUGCUUCUGCAGCGCCUUCGAGGCCGAGGUGCUGAGCACGCUGCAGACGGGCCGCUUGCUGCCGCCGGGGGCCGUCGUGGCCGUGGGCGCGUCGGGCGGCAAGGACUCCACCGUGCUGGCGCACGUGCUGCAGGUGCUGGACGCCCGCCACGCGCUGGGCCUGGACCUGCGGCUCGUGGCCGUGGACGAGGGCAUCGGCGGCUACCGGGACGCGGCGCUGGCGGCCGUGCGACGCCAGGCCGCGCGCUGGCAGCUGCCGCUCACCGUGGUGGCCUACGCCGAGCUCUUCGGGGGCUGGACCAUGGACGAGGUGGCCCGCCGCGCCGCGCAGGAGCCGGGCCGGGCCCGGGCCUGCUGCACCUUCUGCGGAGUCCUGCGGAGACGGGCGCUGGAGGAGGGGGCCCAGCGAGUGGGGGCCACGCACAUCGUCACAGGACACAACGCAGAUGACAUGGCAGAAACGGUGCUCAUGAACUUCCUCCGUGGGGACGCAGGCCGGCUGGCCCGAGGGGGGACGCUGGGCUCCCCCGGGGAGGGGGGCGCCCUGCCCCGCUGCCGCCCCCUCCAGUUUGCAUCUCAGAAGGAGAUCGUACUGUACGCCCAUUUCCAGGAGCUGGACUACUUCUCCGAAGAGUGCGUCUAUGCACCCGAGGCCUUCCGAGGCCACGUCCGGGACUUGCUCAAGGCCCUGGAGGCCGCCCGGCCUUCGGUUGUGCUGGACCUGGUGCACUCGGCUGAGCGCCUGGCCCUGGCCCCUGCUGCCCGGCCCCCACCCCCCGGCGCCUGCAUCCGCUGUGGGGCCCUGGCCAGCCGCUCCUUGUGCCAAGCCUGUGCCUUACUCGAUGGCCUCAACCGGGGACGGCCCCGUCUGGCCAUUGGCAAGGGCCGAAAGGGGUUGGGGGAGGAAGGGGAGAGAGAGGGUUGUACUUCUAAGACUAGGGGACGGCCCACCCUGGCUGGGGCCAUCCAGGCCUUUUAGAGCACAAGGCAGAGAAAUCCUGGGACCUCCUCGUGUGGUGAUGAUGGGUUCCAGUGUCCUCCUGAGGCUCUGCAGCGAAAGCCUAGGCCACACUUGGAGUUCUGGGCUCUUUCCCAGGUUUUAGGCCUCUUCUGGACUGAGGACUCUAGACCCCUCAGCUGGAGCCUGGAGUUCUCCGGAAGAUUGUGUUUUGCAUGGGGUUCUAGGUCUCUCAUAGCUUUCCAUGGGGUUUGGAGUUCUUGGUGGGAUUCUAGAUCUCCUGGGGAAGGGAUUCGAUGUGAAGAAUUGAAAUAAACCAAACAAGUCCUCCAUUGAGAAGGAUCUGAGCAGUA